UCUAGCUCAUCGCGAUUUUGGACAUUUCUACGGUAGCAGUUAUAUUGCAGCUCCCGAUGGAAGCCGGACACCAGGAUUAUCACGAACGAAGGACGGAGUUUUGAUUGCUGAAAUUGAUUUGAAUCUCUGCCGUCAGACAAAGGACAGCUGGGGCUUCAGGAUGACCAAUAGACUGGAUCUCUAUGCGAAAAGCUUCGAAAAAGCCGCUCACCCAGAUUACCAACCCGAUAUUCGCAAGGAAUGCUGA
Haemonchus placei is the source of this 247-nucleotide messenger RNA. The record is from the annotation of a GenBank genome assembly. Lineage: Eukaryota; Metazoa; Nematoda; Chromadorea; Rhabditida; Trichostrongylidae.